Amphiprion ocellaris (clown anemonefish) is the source of this 3559-nucleotide messenger RNA. RefSeq names its product enhancer of polycomb homolog 2 (Drosophila) (gene epc2). Bases 231 to 2507 code for a protein of 758 amino acids. The record is from RefSeq and is a predicted model, not a curated record. Gene Ontology annotation, biological process: regulation of transcription by RNA polymerase II. The transcript is spliced from 14 exons. Gene Ontology annotation, cellular component: piccolo histone acetyltransferase complex. NCBI's taxonomy places the organism in Eukaryota, Metazoa, Chordata, Actinopteri, Pomacentridae.
CUGGGAUCGACAUGUCCUCCAUGUUUCCCGCGGUGCAGGCGGCAGAGCAAACCGGAGCAGCGGCUCCUCCGUCCCGUUAACGCCGCCACAGAUGUGUCCAGCCGCCGGGUACCGGAGCAGCGGCGGCCGCUGAGCUGUGCUGCGGGGCCUCGGCUGUCCGGAGCGGGUUCUCGCCGCUGUCUGCGGCUUUUUGUGCUGCUUUGCGGGUCGUCGCUGAUUUGGCGCAAACAAUGAGUAAACUGUCGUUCCGGGCGCGAGCGCUGGACGCCGCCAAGCCGCUGCCGGUGUACCGGAGCCGCGAGCUUCCGGAGGCGGCGGACAGCGGGGCCAUCAGCCGGGCCGUGCCGCAGAUGCCCACCGGGAUGGAGAAGGAGGAGGAGCUGGAGCACCACCUGCAGAGGGCGAUCUCAGCCCAGCAGGUGUUCAGGGAGAAGAAGGAAAACAUGGUGAUCCCUGUACCUGAAGCAGAGAGCAACACCACCUACUAUGACCGACUGUACAAAGGAGAAGUCAAAGUACCCAAACAGCUCAUCCACAUACAGCCUCUGGGUCUGGAUCUGGAGCAGCCGGACUAUGACAUGGACUCUGAGGACGAGACGCUGCUGAACAGACUGAACAGAAAGAUGGAGCUCAGACCUCUGCAGUUUGAGACGAUGGUGGACCGGCUGGAGAAGGCCAGCACUCACCAGCUGGUGUCGCUGUCGGAGGCGAAGCUGCUGCUGAACGAGGACGACUACCUGCUGAAGUCGGUGUACGACUACUGGGUGAGGAAGAGGAAGAACUGCCGCGGUCCGUCCCUCGUCCCUCAAGUCAAACAGGAGAAGAGAGACGGAUCCACCAACAGCGACGCUUACGUGGCCUUCAGACGGAGAACCGAGAAGAUGCAGACCAGGAAGAACCGUAAGAACGACGAGGCGUCCUACGAGAAGAUGCUGAGGCUGAGGAGGGAGUUCAGUCGAACCGUCACCAUCCUGGAGAUGAUCAAGAGGAGAGAAAAGUCCAAGAGGGAGCUGCUGCACCUCACCCUGGAGGUGGUGGAGAGGAGGUAUCAGAUGGGAGACUUCAGCGGAGACGUCCUCAGAGAAGUUUCCGUUCCGCUGCUGGAGAAACCGACUCCCAACACUCCGUUCUCUCUGAACAACUGCAGCCGACACAAGAACGACUUCAAGACCAAGUCGCAGAAGAAGCCGACGUCCAUCAGAGACGAGCUUCCCUUUGACCUGAUCAGACCAAAGAAGAAGCUGGUCAGACCGGACCGGUUCGGUCCUCCUCAGAGGCGUCUGGGCCGACCGCUGGGUCCGUACGUCACCAACCAGGCCGACAUCAAGCAGUACGACUUCCACAGCUCUGGAGAAGACGAGAGUCCAGAGGCACCGCAGUCUCCUCCAUCUUCAACCGAUGAUGAGAACAGCCCCGACGGCGUCUUCGUCUUCAGGAGGAAAGCCGGCUGCCAGUAUCUACCACCCCCAGCGGAUCAGACGGGUGGAGACAACAGUCCAGAACUUGUGUCUCCGUGUCUCCGUCACUCUCUGACCGAACUGUCUCUGCCUCCUUAUUGGAUGGGACUUAGUCGGCGCCGGAUUGGACGAGGGGGAAGGAUCAUCCUGGACCGGGCCUCCUCAGCUCUGGAUCCGGCCCUGCAGCAGCUGGACUCUCUGACACACCCAGUUAUCAGGACCAGGACCAGAACCGGUACCGGCCUCCUGGGAGACCCGGUGACUCCGGACCAGAGGCCUCCUCUGAGCUCAGGAACCACCUGCCCCUCCCUGGCCGAAGUCCUGAACAACAUCCAGAGCCUGAGGAGGUUCUGCUUCAGACCCAGACCGGCUCAGGACCACAGAACCGCAGGAUCCACACCUGAGGAUGGAAGACUCACCUGUCGACUCUCACCUGACUGUGGAGCAGCAGGGGGCAUCACUGAGGAGCAGUACCACAGUCACCAACAGCAGCUGGUCCAGAUGCAGAAACAACAGCUGGAACAGCUGCAGCUACAGAACAACACUUUUACGUACAGACACACAGCGGUGCACACAACACAGUCCUGCAGGUCCAGUGAUUCCGGUUCGAAGACUCUGGACUCUGCCAGCGCUCAGUUUGCAGCCUCGGCUGUGAUCAGCACUCCUCCUCCUCCUCUUCCUCCUCACGGUGCCGUCAGCAGCGAGAACAAACCCUACAGGAGCAGCGUGAACGGAGUCCAUCCGUCAGGUGCCUCCAGGCCUCCGUACUCCUCUUCCAUCAGCAGGGCGGGGCUUUCAGCUCGAGGGUCGCUGUCUUCCUCCUCCUCCCAUCAGUCCCUCCCCAACCAGAGGAGCCAGGUGGGAGCCGUCUCCCCCGCCCACCCCCACGCUGCUCGGCCCUCCGCCCCCCCGACAUCUGCCUUAAAGCUCGCCACUGUCGCCGCCAGCCUCGACCGAGUGCCCAAAGUCUCCACCGCCAGAGACUCCAACGAGCCAGAGAGACUUCUGAACGGACUGUCGGAGACCACGCUGCCCAUGGAGGUCACAUAACACCACAUCCCAUCAGCCCCUGCUCCUCCCAUCGGCCCCUGCUCCUCCCAUCGGCCCCUGCUCCUCCCAUCGGCCCCUGCUCCUCCCAUCGGCCCCUGCUCCUCCCAUCGGCCCCUGCUCCUCCCAUCGGCCCCUGCUCCUCCCAUCAGCCCCUGCUCCUCCUCAGUGUCUGACCGGUGAAUGUGACAAGCCGUGACCUCCAGAAUAAGACGAAGGUGUCUGAGUGGAUCCAGAACAUUUUACUGAGUGUGGAUAUAAUUCUAAUUAUUAUUAUUAUUAUUGUUGUUGUACAGUUUGUAAAAUAGACUCAUCACUUUAGUUUCUGAAGCACAUCCUCAUCAUGUGACUGCAGAAUCACCUGUAACCCCCACUGAUUGGCCCAUGAUGAGUCCUAUAUCUCUACUCUGAUUGGUUCAUGAUGAAUCCUUUCCCCUGCUCUGAUUGGUCCCCAAUGAGUCUUUUAUCUUUACGCUGAUUGGUCCAUGAGGAGUUCUUUAUCUCUGCUCUGAUUGGUCCACGAUGAGUCCUGUAUCUAUGCUCUGAUUGGUCCAUUAUCGGUCCUGUAUCUCUGCUCUGAUUGACCCAUGAGACGUUUUGUAUCUGCCCUGAUUGGUCCAUGAUGAGUCCUGUAUCUGUGCUCUGAUUGGUUAUUUAUUUCUGUGUUUACAUUUUGUAUUUCUUUAAAAAAAAAAUCUCGAUUUGUUUUUUUUUUUUCCCCCCAAAAGAUGAAAAUGGAUCUUUUUUUCUUUCCCAGAUUGUUUUUGUUUGUCUGUAUCAAGGUUUAGUUUUUAUUUUUUAAAUGUUUGUAUGAGUCUCUUCACGGCCUUCAGAUCACUGCAAUCCUAAAAUAUAAACCUGUAUCUUGUAACAGAGACGUGGAAUCUGCAGCUGUAACAGAAGUUUUUAUAUUUUUAAAGGUGAAGUGAGGGAUCCUGAGCUGAAGCUGCGACAGCUUUUAUUCUCUCUGCAGAAGAAGAAGCAGCAGCAGACUGUCGGCUGGUUCGCUCACUGAGUUUCUGUUUCACGUUAAUAAAACACAUCGAUGGACUGCU